Molecule: messenger RNA, 3971 nt
Organism: Notolabrus celidotus (New Zealand spotty)
Lineage: Eukaryota; Metazoa; Chordata; Actinopteri; Labriformes; Labridae
Gene: gucy1b1
Product: guanylate cyclase 1 soluble subunit beta 1
Exons: 13
Coding region: 130-1986 (618 amino acids)
Biological process (GO): cGMP biosynthetic process; response to oxygen levels
Cellular component (GO): guanylate cyclase complex, soluble
Molecular function (GO): guanylate cyclase activity; heme binding
Source: RefSeq, a predicted model, not a curated record
ACUCACAAGCGGAGGGGAAAAAUGGGGCAUGGACGUAGAGUCACUCAGCAUCCGUACCAAACGAUGAAGGUUGUGUAGGAUUCAACGCUUUUUGCUUAAAAAUAAGGAAAUAGAAGAGCGGCUGCCAUCAUGUAUGGUUUUGUGAAUCACGCCUUGGAGCUCCUGGUUUUAAGGAAUUACGGCCCGGAAGUGUGGGAAGAUAUCAAGAGGGAGGCGCAGCUCGAUAUCGAGGGUCAGUUCCUCGUUCGAAUCAUUUACGAAGACGCCAAAACAUACGAUCUUGUUGCUGCUGCAAGUAAAGUUCUAAAGAUCGAUGCAGGGGCCAUCCUGCAGAUGUUUGGGAAGAUGUUUUUUGAAUUUUGCCAAGAGUCUGGAUAUGACACCAUCCUGAGGGUGUUGGGUUCAAAUGUCAGAGAAUUCCUGCAGAAUCUGGAUGCUCUACAUGACCACCUGGGUACCAUCUACCCCGGGAUGAGAGCUCCCUCUUUCCGCUGCACCGAUGCAGAGAAGGGCAACAACCUGAUCCUCCACUACUACUCUGAGAGAGAAGGCCUGCAGGACAUCGUUAUAGGCAUAAUUAAAACUGUCGCCCAACAAAUCCAUGGGACAGAGAUAGAGAUGAAGAUGAUACAACCGAAAAGCGAGGAGUGUGACCACAUCAAGUUCCUGAUUGAGGAGAAAGACUCGGAGGAGGAGGCGUUCUACGAAGACCUGGACGGCUAUGAGGAGAAUGGCACACAGGAGACCCGGAUCAGCCCGUACACGUUUUGCAAGGCCUUCCCAUUCCACCUUAUGUUUGACAAAGACCUGGUGCUCACUCAGUGUGGGAAUGCCAUUUAUCGUGUCCUGCCUCAGCUCCAGCCCGGUACCUGUAACCUCCCUUCAGUUUUUUCUUUGGUCCGUCCUCACAUUGACUUCAGUUUUCAUGGCAUCCUCUCCCACAUCAACACUGUCUUUGUUCUGCGAAGCAAGGAGGGCCUGCUGAAUGUAGAGACCGUGGAGAAUGAGGACGAGCUGACGGGGGUGGAGAUCAGCUGUCUCAGAUUGAAAGGACAGAUGAUUUACUUGCCAGAGGCGGAGAACAUCCUUUUUCUUUGCUCACCCAGUGUUAUGAACCUGGAUGAUCUGACACGGAGGGGGCUGUACCUGAGCGACAUCCCUCUCCACGACGCCACACGUGACCUGGUGCUGCUGGGCGAGCAGUUUCGUGAGGAGUACAAGCUGACCCAAGAGCUGGAGAUCUUGACUGAUCGUCUGCAGCACACGCUGCGGGCCCUGGAGGAUGAGAAGAAAAAGACAGAUAGAUUGCUCUAUUCGGUUCUGCCGCCAUCUGUUGCCAACGAGCUGCGUCACAAACGGCCCGUCCCGGCUAAGCGUUACGACAACUUGACCAUCCUCUUCAGUGGCAUUGUGGGAUUCAACGCCUUCUGCAGCAAGCAUGCAUCAGCUGAGGGAGCUAUCAAGAUAGUCAACCUGCUAAAUGAUGUUUACACACGUUUCGACAUCCUGACGGACUCUCGGAAUAACCCUUAUGUAUACAAGGUGGAAACAGUAGGUGAUAAGUACAUGACAGUGAGCGGCCUCCCGGAGCCGUGCACACACCACGCCAAGUCAAUUUGCCACCUGGCUCUUGAAAUGCUGGAGAUUGCAGGACAAGUUAAAGUGGACAAUGAACCAGUACAGAUAACCAUUGGUAUCCACACAGGAGAGGUAGUGACUGGAGUGAUUGGCCAGAGGAUGCCCAGAUACUGCCUUUUUGGAAACGCAGUCAACCUCACAAGUCGUACAGAAACUACUGGAGAGAAAGGGAAAAUAAACGUCUCAGAAUACACUUACAGGUGUUUGCAGUCUGCUGAGAACGCUGACCCACAGUUUCAUUUGGAGUAUCGUGGCCCUGUAACCAUGAAAGGAAAGAAGGAACCGAUGAAGGUGUGGUUUUUAUCCAGGAAGCCCACAGACACAGAGUCUUCUACAGUUCAAGCUUAACAAAUUCAGACCUGACACUGAAACGCCAAGAGUGUGUCGAGAUAACAGCAUUCAGAGUCGUACUAGUGUAGUUCAUAAAUCUGUAUGAUCACGCACAUUUUGAAGCAGGAAACAAGAGCAUCUAUUCACAGACAAGCAGAUAAUUCUUCUGAAAGCAAACAGCUGCUUGGACUUUUUAAGUCCAUAACGUUGCUCUCCCUGCUUAUCAGCUUUAACAUGAGCAGUCUUGACUUCUCUGUGUUUGUUAGCAUAUUCACAUUGGUGAAGUGUUCCUUGAUGGGUUGAGGUAAGUGAUAUAUUACAUAGUAUGUUAAAUUUUGGUACUAUAUUAGAUAAGUAUUCUCACUCUCUAGUGUUAAUGUACAUUAAAACCCAAAAGGUUUUUAUACAUUUCCAUCUAUCUUUGAUAUUUCAGCUGCUAUAUUUGUCAUAUUUGUUCAGAAACCGGCAAAAAAAAAAAAAAAGGUAAUUUAUAAAUGUUUUCAUUCCAAACAGAUACAAUCUUGAUUUAAAAUGAACUAAUGGAAUCACUUAAUAUUAUGUCAGUGCCAUUAAAAUACUCUAUUUGAGUGACUUGUUUUUUUCUCACUGAAUAGUAGAGUUAUAUUAAAAGACAAAAAUAGAUAUUAUAGCUGUUGUAUUUAAUACUGUAGAUUUUUAUCACCAUGCACUAUUGUUGUUUUGCAAAAGCUGCUGUGCUCACUAAAUUCAUACAUUCAUUAAAAUAGAUUCAAAGACAGAUUUACAGUUUAAAUAUUUUCUUAAAAGUAACAAGAAGUAGAUGUUGAGUCUUAAGCAAACUCUAAAUCGUAUGCAUCCAUCACUGAAUUAUUAAAAGUCUUAUUAGUGCUAUAUACUACUUUAUUAAAAAUAUUUAUUACACCUCUUCUUCUUGCACAAUCAUUUGUGUGUGGUUAUCUAAAAAUAUAUUGUUUUAGGUUCUUCUUAAGAUAUUCAUUAAUGAUUUACAUAUUUACUGUUAACAUUGUACAUUAUGUUUAUUCCUUUUUCAUCAUCAAAAGUGAUUAUUAUGACCUUUAGAAAUCAGAAAGUAUAUUUUACAUUACACGAAAAAAAUACACAAGGUUAGGAAUAGCGGAAACAUCUGUUUGUGCCUCUACUAAACCUGUUGCAUUAAUUUAACACAGGAAAUUCACUUCAUUUUUUUAAACCUAUAUUAUAGGUUAAAUUAACCCCUCACAGUGUCCUUUGUAUCAGUGUAGCUUCCUGGAUUAUAAACAAACAGGUACCUCAAGUACUUUACAAGUGCAUCUCUGGGCUUGUAGGGCAUGUUCUAUUGUAACACUGUUUCAUUUGGGAGGCCACUAUUAAAACUGUGUUGUGAAAUGUUUGUUUCUCUAUUUUUGCUUUCUAAAGCUCAGCUAAAAUCUGUGGCUAUUUUAAAAAGUCAGGAAAAACAUAGCACUUCACUGAAGGAAGUACUUUAUGAUAUAGUCAAAGGGCAUCAGUGUAACCACUACAAAGGCUGAUCACUACAGUGCAUCUGUUAGUGAAGAGCUCUCUCUAGUGGCUAGUCAAAAUACCUACAUCUUGAAAGCUCUACCAUUUCUUGUAGAAUUUGUCACACUCCCUGUAAUUUUUGACUUAUGCUAUGAAUAAAUAUAAAGGUUACCAUAAAGUGGGUGCGAAAUGUUACAUGGUACAGCAUUUUCAUUGUUUUCAUGGGAGAUUAAAACUUUAUUUAGGAUACAUACAUUGAUGAAGGUGAAACAUGAUUUUGAGGUUUGAGGUAUUUACUAAUGACCAAUUUCAAGUAUGACACUUACAAAUAAGUCUUGUUGUGAUUUAUAUGUAUUUUAUGGUGUAUGAAUGAGCUCUGGAUUAGUAACCCAUGCUCAUUUUUUGUUCACGUUUCUAUCUUGGGUUCUCUCUUUGUAUGAUUCCUCUUGUUUGUCAAUUUGAAAUGGAAACCUUUCAUUUUGUUUGUGGUCCAAAUUAAAGUCUGUCUUGCAUUACAGUGAAAA